CCCAAGCGCAUUGCAGUGCAGAUUGAAGAAGUCUCACAGCAGUCAUGCUCACGGUCUUGGCACAGUUCGUCCCGUCGCUCUUUUCUACGUUUGCAGGUCACUUCCUCACCAUGAGUGAAGGCCCCUGCUCAAAGCAGUCACCCGCGUGUAUGAAGGUGGAGGUCACGUAUGUGAGAAAGUGACACAGCACGUACAAAAAGAAGAGGAAAAAGAUACUUAUGUCACACCGCCCCACACGACAAGGGCAGGUGUGACAUUAUUGUCACGUCUGUGACCCACUCACCCGGAUGCAUGGAAAUUAAACUAUAAAAGAUAUAUACAAUUCAUGCCAUGCCACCCACGGGCAAGGCCUUGCAAAACAGAAGGUGAUUCUCUCUGCUCUACACAAGAAAAACUCAGCUCUCUCCAGACGGACAGACAGACAGACAGGCAGGCAGAUAGACCUAUGGGCAGGGAGGGCACUAAGUAUGAGGCAGGUGACCCUCUGAGAGCGCCCCCAGAGCACCGGACAGACAGCCCAAAGCCAGACACCGGCACUCACAAACAUGACAGGGAACCAGCUAAAUGUACGGACGGACCUACUAGCUUCUUACGCCAUCCAUUCAUCAAUUUGUCGCGUCGACGUACACCGAUGAAUUCAUCGCCACAGACGUGCACGCAUCACUUCAUAGCAAAACAGCAUCGCUACGUGCCAGACACACUCUCUCUGUGUGCUUUCUAGAGGCCAUUCAGCUGUCUCUGGUUCGAAAAAGACAGACAGACAGACAGACAGUCAGACAGACGUGCAAGCGGUCACUAAGUGCAAGACAGACACCGCGCUCUCUCUGCACUCAAACCGAUACAUAUAUACAUGGACACACACACACACUCACUUUCAGUACGUGUGCUUUCUAAAGGCCAUGCAACUCUCUCCAGCUCCAAAAGUCAUGAGACCGACCGACCGACCGACCGACAGACAAACAAACAAACAAACAAACAAACAGGCAGACAGACAGACAGAUGAGCAAGAGGCCACCACAAAGUUCGAUACUCGCCAUAUCUGGGUGAGAUCGAUCGCCAGACAGCUCAAGGGGGAAAUGAACACACGAGACACUCACACCCACCCAUAUAUACACCUCAAGGCAGCGAAGUGUACGGGCCUACUUACGUACCACAUCCAUGAAUGCAUCAACAUGUUGAUCAAUUCUCCUUUGAGGUCGCGAAAUUCGUUGUUUCGCCGACUCAAAGCGCUCGAUGGAUAGAAAAACAGCAACAGAAAUUCAUGUACGCUCACUCGCGGAUGAGCACACGAGAGAAAAAGAGAGAGGCCGAGAAAGGAAAAUACAGUGCCAAGAGAAGCACUGUCAGUGAUGGCCCUCCAUGAAACAAAUGGGACUCCCAUCCAGGACAAACAAAGCGAAAGCAGCCUGGCCGCUCGCUCAUUAGUGUGGCGGCUCCACGCUUCCCCUGGGCGCCUUGGCAGUGAUCUGCUCGCAGGUUUUCUCAACCGAGGGGUCCAGGUGGGAGGAGAAGCUGCCGGGGAUGUAUAUGGCCACACUGUGUCGGCGGCGGUCCGCAGCCAGCGACUGACCCAAUGGACCGUUGGAGAUGCGGCCAAGUGCAAGACCUCUCUCGCCCAGGAAGGCUGGCUCCAGAUUCUAUCCAUGUGCACACACAUGAGUGUAUGGCUGUUCAAGUGUACGCGCAUUUCGUGCACGACUUACGUAGACGUCCAUUGAGAAGCCGAAGCCGCCUCCCUUCCGCCCGGGGCCGUAGGACUUGGACUCAUCAAUCGCGGGCUCGGCCGUCACAUAGGGGAUGCUGAUAUGCGAGCCAAUUCGACAGACAGGUGACACAUAUUCACACACAUACAUAGAGAGAGUGCAUGCCCGCCCGCCCUUGGCUUCUGACUGACCGCAUGGUUUGGAACUCAUUGCCCUGUGAGUCUUGUGCAAAGCAGGCAUAGAGGCCCGACCACCUGCAUACACAAGACAUGUGGCCUGUUGGAGGUGUUCUCGUAGGAAUGCUCUUGUCUUACACGAACGAGCCAAAAGGCAGCUCUUGGAAGCGAUCUGCAGACUUGCCCUGGUUCGGAAGGCCGUGGGGGUUGAGAAUGGUGAGGAAAAUGUAAACGGAGUCACAGCGGUCAUUCGUGACCUGAACAAGGCACAGCAGGCAUAACCAAAAAGAAGAUACACAUAUGAAGGCCCCUCUCGCAAUUCCCUCUCGCGUUUGCAUCGUGGUAUGUCACUGACGGGAACGAGGUUGCGCCAGGGAUGGUACCGCUGCACGUCUAUGGAUCGAAUCUAUGCACACACCCACACAGAGAGGACAGAGAGACAGAACACUGCACACAGGGCUCAUGCGCCUCCGGAUGAAGCUGACGUACCUCGUAAUCGACAGUGCUGUCUAGGGCAUCAUACGAUAGUCGCACUCGUCGGUAUCGAGGUCGCAGAAACACCAGCGCCCAUCGGCAGUCUGGUCGCAGUGACCAUCGUUCGUUUUGUAACUCUGGGGAUAUUUGUUGUUGUUUAUCUGCAGCAAAAACAAGCCAGUAACAGAGAAGGGGGAGCUGUCUGUGUCUGUAUAUGUGUUAUGUCUGAGUGCAGGUCAGUCCUUAUGCUGCGUGAGACGAAGCGCAGCUGUCACUGUGGUCGUGCCCCCACGUACCAUGAAGAGUCCGUACUCCUCACGGAAGAAGUCCACUGCCAACACACACAUGGUCAUACGAACAAACCUCCCUCACUCCUUUCUUGUGCGUACCAGCGAUCUGGCGGAACUCAAAUGUGUUCUCCUUGGUUGUCUCAUCCUGCGGAUUGUCCAAGUUCUCGGGCUGCACGCGCAGCACCCCACAUAGUGCAGCAUAGCAAAAUACUCCACAAUGCGCAGACCCUGACUGCGGUGUGUACCUUGAGCUCCAGGUCUCUGGAGAUGUGGAUGAGGGUCUCGUACACCCUAUGUGGGUCGCAAGCAGCUGGGUCGAAGAACUCAACGCCACCCGUCAGCUCUCUCUUUGCGGACAACAGUCCUCUUGACGUCGAGUUGGAGGCUGAAACGAGCGCAGACGAGCACAUGCAUAGAAAGCGUUGAUGCAAAGGCCAAGUGCGUCAUCUACUGGUCCACACCUGUCUGCGCGAAGGCGCAGUGUGCUGGGACCACAGCCAGCGUCAGCACCACCAGCACCUUGAGCGACAUUGUCAUCGGAUCAGCCAAAUAGGACAACGAACGCAAAGCGGAGUCGAGCAGAAGUAAUCCAGAGAAUUAGCAGCGGCCUACCG
Molecule: messenger RNA, 3257 nt
Organism: Vitrella brassicaformis
Lineage: Eukaryota; Vitrellaceae
Source: the annotation of a GenBank genome assembly